CCGAGCAGCUAUUUAAGGCAGCCGUCGGUUGGGAUGGUGAUAGCGUCAAAAUGGCGACGAAGUGGACACAGUGGUUGAACGAGCACGAUGCUCUUGUCGAUUAUGGUCAACAAGCUCCGUCUCCAUCGAAGGAUUUCUUCCAUAUAUUCGUUUCACCAGACGAGUUCAUCUACCGGCUAUGGAAGAUUGUUCCCCCAACCCGAUCCGACUACCAGAACAACCCACCAUCGGAAGUGAGGAAUUCAUGGGAGGACUUCGUCCUUGAUGACAGACUACACAGUGAGCUCCAGAGAGUCGGUGGCAGCAAGACCCUGGACUACUUGCUGAACGUCGCCAACGGCCACCUCGACUUCCUCCCACGUCUUCCCCGCAACAUCCUCAUCAAGCUCAUCAUGAUGCUAGACCUGGAGGACAUCAAGGCUCUCAGUCUAGUGUCACAUUUUUUCAAAGAUUUGUGUAACAGCGAUGAACUGUGGGAGAAGAUCUACCGACAGAACAGUGAGACUCCCAUCACCGAAGAGUUGCAGAGCCUGGCCAAGGAACAUGGCUGGAAGGAUCUGUUCUUCACCAACAAGCUUCAGUUGCAGAAACAUUUAAGACGCCAGGCGGAAAAGCAGACUCCUAGUUCCCAGGCCUUCUUGACACAGCCGAUGGAAUAGAGACACUGCUCACACCAGCUGAGGUUGCGUCAUCAAUCAACCACAUCCGUCCAUCUUGUCUGUCUACCUCCAGCCAAUCACAGUCCAGCCCUUGCACCACAUGACCAUAUCUUGAGCUGAUGGUAUCUCCCUGAUAGAGCCAGGCCGAGAAUCCCAUGCUACUGUGUGGUAGUACGUAAUUGUCCUUGAGUACAGAAUGAGUUAAGUUGACUGGAUAAAUUUGAAUUUUUGACUGUUUCAUAAUUGCGAAUAUUAGACCUAAAGAAAUAAGAGAACUGGUUCUCAGGCAAUGACUUUUGAAAAUAUAGUGCAGGCGGGCGGUGUUUAUUUAUUUUUUUCGAUUGUUCAAACUAGCAUAUGACCAAAUAAACAGUUGUGUACCAUCAACCUGAGACAGGGCCUCCCCACAUAAACAAGAAUACAAACUCCUAUUGCUGCUGGGACCAUAACACAAUAUGCAGAGUACAGCAGUGUACAUGUAAAGGGAAGUAACUGCCUGCUAUUUUGGAUCACAUUGUUUUCAAGUAUUAGGAUUUUUGUAAAAUGGAAAUAAAAAUGAAACGGCAGACUUUAUGAUGAUGCGGCCUUGCCUGAGAACCAAGACUAUUAUUUUUUUUAGCCUUAAAAUCUUCAACAAAAUAACAAUAACCUUCAUAAAAAAGAAGAAUAUUAAUUUGUUUUCUGUUACAAGAGAUGUAGAAACUGAGGAACAUGACUCUUACAAGGAGGGAGCUCUGAGAUGCUGACUGACAAUGCCUGUAGUCUUCCUACAUUAGGAUAAAAACUGUUCCUCUAAGCUUUCUGGCAUAUCUCCCAAGUACAUCAACACAGCCUAGUACACAUUAAUAGUACGUUUGGGGGCACGGGUGGCCCAGUCGUCUAACGCGCCACGAUUCGCUGUGCAGAGUUGCGUCCCUUGGGCACGCCAGAAACCUAUGAUUGUGGGUUCGAAUCCCGGUUCGCCCCGAUUAUGU
Molecule: messenger RNA, 1633 nt
Organism: Haliotis rufescens (red abalone)
Lineage: Eukaryota; Metazoa; Mollusca; Gastropoda; Lepetellida; Haliotidae
Product: F-box only protein 36-like
Exons: 5
Coding region: 51-659 (202 amino acids)
Molecular function (GO): protein binding
Source: RefSeq, a predicted model, not a curated record